CAGAUUUUUCGAUCUCCCUUUUCUCUCUCACGGCGUUUGAUCCUCUUCGCAAAUUCUACCCUCCGCCGUCUUCCGCCGGCCGGCCGGUGGUAGGGUCAGUUGCUAGCUGAGUUUUGUAUUGUUCUGUAUUACAUCAAUCCGGUAGCAGAUGGGAAGGCCGCCGAGUAACGGAGGUCCUUCUUUCCGUUUCAACCCUGCAGAGGUAGCUGAGAUGGAAGCUAUAUUGCAAGCUCAUAAUAUCACAAUGCCGGCUCGUGAAGUUCUUGUAGAUCUUGCUGAAAAGUUUAGUUCUUCAGCGGAGAGAUCUGGAAAAUUUGUGGUUCAAAUGAAACAAGUUUGGAACUGGUUCCAGAAUAGACGAUAUGCUAUUAGAGCAAAAACAGCUAAGAGUCCUGGUAGAUAUAUUGCCCAUCCAACUCCUCAAAGUGAUCCAGCUGCAGUAAAAGCUCCUGCAAAAUUGAGUGCCUCACCUAUGCCUCACAGUGAUCCAGCUGCAGGAAGAAUUAUGCCCCAAGCCCCUCAACCUAUACCUUCUCCUCAAGCUACAAUGAGAACAAUGCCCCAGGCACCUCAAUCUCUGCCUGCUCCAUCAGUGGCAGUGCAAAGUGUGGGCAGGAGUGCUUCAGAUAACACUCAAAUGGAGUUCGAAGCUAAAUCUGCAAGAGAUGGUGCAUGGUAUGACGUAGCAAGCUUCCUGUCACAUAGAUCUGUGGAGAAUGGUGAUCCGGAAGUCUUGGUUCGGUUUGCGGGGUUUGGAGCAGAGGAGGAUGAAUGGGUAAAUGUACGUCUGCACGUAAGACAGCGAUCUCUGCCAUGUGAAUCAUCGGAAUGUGUUGCAGUUCUCCCUGGCGAUCUGAUUCUUUGCUUCCAGGAAGGGAAAGAGCAGGCUCUGUACUAUGAUGCACAUGUCCUUGAUGCUCAAAGACGCAGACAUGAUGUGAGAGGUUGCCGUUGUCGGUUUCUGGUUCGUUACGACCAUGAUCAGUCUGAGGAAAUUGUUCCUCUGCGGAAGGUUUGUCGUCGGCCUGAAACUGAUUAUAGGUUGCUGCAACUAAAUGCUGAUUCUGUGAAGCAGCAGAAAAUAGGUAAUGACCCUACAACAGGCAAUACUACGAAGGUCUACCCUCCAGCUGAUGCACCACAGAAAGCCCAAACCGAAUCAAGGAUAAAACUAGCUGAACAAACACAAAAGCAGCCUGCACCGGAGUACACCAUAAAGCACGAACCCGAUGUGGCUCCUAUGCUGCAAAAACCUAGUACUGAUUCUCUAACAGGAAAUACUUUGGCAGAAACAACACCCAAGCUUAUGGAAGAAAUGAGAGAGAAGCCUGUAGCCGAAACAGCAGAGGCACCUCAGGAAGAAAAAAGAGAGAUGCCUCCGGCAGAAAUAACAAACAAAGCACCAGCAGAAACACCAGAGCAGCCUCCUGCUGAAACAACUCCUAAGCCUACGGCUGCUUCUUCAUCGAAGCCAGCUGAAGCAACAGAGGAGCCACCUGCUGAAACAACUCCUAAGCUUCCUGCUACUUCUACAUCGAAGCCAGCUGAAGUAACACAGGAGCCACCUGCUGAAACAACUCUUAAACCUCCAGCUGCAUCAACAUCGAAGCCAGAUGAAGCACCAGAGCAGCCUCCCGCUGAAACAACUCCUGAACCUCCAGCUGCUUCAACAUCAAACCCAGAUGAAGCACCAAAGGAGCCUCCUGCUGAACCAACUUCUGCAGAGGAACCUCUGGAUGAUUCAACAUCAAAUCCAGCUGAAGCAUCAGAGGAGCCUCCUGCUGAUUCAACAUCAAUGCCAGUCGAUGCACCAGAGGAGCAGCCCAAGGCAAAGGAGCAUGUGGAUUCUGGGGCACCCACAGCUUCCACUGAUCAGGAGGACAAUGCACCUGUAUAAGCAAAUCCUUAUCGCCAAAAGUUAUAAAAUUGCUAGUGUAGCCAACAUUACGAAGUUAGAUUCCUAUAGGGAAAGGAAGCCCAGGGGUGGGGGAGCCGGGUUAGAAACUUAUUCUCGCGCAUCCUUCCUUCCCUUGUGUGCUGUUAAAAGCAUGAAUCGCACAAGGGACUUUACUAAUGGCUCCGAUAGAUCAGUGAUAGUCUUGUGGAAUAUUUAGAUCUUCACCUCCAACUGAAAACUCUAAUUUUAUCGUCUCAUCAAAUACUAUUCUAUUUGUACUGCAUGAA
Molecule: messenger RNA, 2184 nt
Organism: Solanum dulcamara
Lineage: Eukaryota; Viridiplantae; Streptophyta; Magnoliopsida; Solanales; Solanaceae
Product: protein SAWADEE HOMEODOMAIN HOMOLOG 2
Exons: 10
Coding region: 149-1897 (582 amino acids)
Molecular function (GO): chromatin binding; DNA binding
Source: RefSeq, a predicted model, not a curated record